This is a messenger RNA of Physcomitrium patens, 1787 nucleotides long. NCBI's taxonomy places the organism in Eukaryota, Viridiplantae, Streptophyta, Bryopsida, Funariales, Funariaceae. The record is from RefSeq and is a predicted model, not a curated record.
GUGGGAGUCGGGAGUUUCUCUGAAGUUUUUAAGGAAGAGCUCGAGGGCUGUGUGGAAGAUUUCGUAGCGGCAUCGUCCCGACGGAGAAAUGUUAAAGAUCGCAGGGAAAAAAUCCUAGGCCAGGUGGGGCUUUUCUUUCUGCAAGAGUGUGGUAGCAUUGAGCUGGUCAGCGAUGGUGGUGGCUGUUUAGUCCUAAUUCAGUUGGAUUAGGUCACAGUUUCGCUGUACCACAUUUCUUUUCCUCCCUGCACAGCCAGCGAUGAGGACCCUUUUCCCGCUUCUUGUUGCCUUGUGGGUUCAUCUUGGAUAAAAAUGAGUAGGAGGAGCAUUGUCUGCGGUUGGGAGAGUCAUAGCAACCUGUCCAAAUUCCUUCACAAGUUCUGCUUCCUUCUACUUAGAAACAGUGUUAUGCGACAAUCAAGAAGCAAUUGGUGCUUGAAGUCCACUCAAGGCAAAUCAUAAGGUCCGAGCACUUUUGAAACUCAUCGAGGAAGCAAUGGGUGGACCAGUCUCUGAGUCAGACACGGAGUCGAUGGGAGGAAGACAGAGGCCAGGGCCGAUGUUAGAGGUGGUCAUCCUGGCGGCAGAGGAUCUCAAGAACGUUAACGUGCUCGGAAAAAUGAGUGUAUACGUUAUGGCAUGGAUAGAGUCAGCCUUAAAAAGAAGCACAAGUGUGCGACACAAGACUGGAAAGAAUGCUGUGUGGAAUGACUGCCUGUUUCUCCCAGUGUCUGAUGACAUGCUUCUCAAUCCUCAUUCUUCGCUCACUGUGCAGGUGUAUAGCACCGGAACCGUGAGUCCGAGCGUAGUUGGAACAUCUUACCUGGCGUUGGCAGAUAUUGCACGAAUGAAGGCUUCAAAAACCAACUCAGACGAAGGUGACAUUGUCACACUGCCACUCCAUAGACGCUCUGGCCGAACUCAAGGGAGCAUCAAGAUCUCUGUCAAUCUGACUGGAGCUACCAUUCAGCAGAUUAUGUACGCCCUGGACAAUGGUGACGAUGGUUGGGCAAUUGAAAUGCCAACUACCUCCUCUAGCGUUCCUGAUGAAGUUGCAGUCAUGGGAUACCCAGCAGUUCAAUCAUAUGGUUAUCCCCCGUGUACUGAUUGUGAUGAUGACAACGCGGCGUUUUUGCCAUCCGCUCCUCCCAUUUAUCUGGCUACUUCUUUUGAAUCAUCCUUGACUUCGAAUACAAAUACAGAGGAUGGCCCAACUACUAAUAUCAGCGUAGAAAACAGUGUAACAACCCAACCAACUAGACCACCACCUCCUGCAAGACCUCCUCCGCCGCUCCCUUCAUCUCCUUUAUUCUCCAAUAAUGGCAACGUGGACCCUCAUCCAUGUGCACAAGCACGUAAUAAGUACGUCCCCGUACAAAUUCGACGGCAGCAAGAAACCAGAGAUAACAUUCUACUCGCUCUUCUAGGUGGUGUGGGAGGCCUUGUCGGGGGAUUUGUGAUAGGAGAUAUUAUUGGCGCUGCACUAUGAGUCGUAGCUCAGCAUUAAUCUGUGAAACUGCGAAUGUCCCCCCACCCUCAUGUCAGAUUCCUCUCCAACAAUAUCCGGAAGCAAGGAUGAAAUUGUCGAAGUAAUCUAUGGUUGUAUAAUAGUAAUGAGGCUCGAAUAAUUCACAAGGGGCAGCUGAAUUUGUGUGUGUAUCGUGAAAGUUAACCUGCCGGUUUCCUGGUGAGCAUUGUUGCACAUAUUUACCGGUCCACUUCCUAAGCUCAGGAAAGUGUAUCUACAACAUUUGAAAUAUUGAUAUUGCCACACAUGGUUGUUACAA